Messenger RNA from Macrobrachium nipponense, 7267 nucleotides. RefSeq names its product carbohydrate sulfotransferase 11-like. Lineage: Eukaryota; Metazoa; Arthropoda; Malacostraca; Decapoda; Palaemonidae. Gene Ontology annotation, biological process: carbohydrate biosynthetic process. Gene Ontology annotation, molecular function: sulfotransferase activity. The record is from RefSeq and is a predicted model, not a curated record. Bases 2457 to 3641 code for a protein of 394 amino acids. The transcript is spliced from 5 exons. Gene Ontology annotation, cellular component: membrane.
UCCUCCUCCAUUAGUGUCUGUUUGGAGGGAGUUUCGGGAAGAGGACGCACACGGACGCGAAACACGAAUCCUAUUUGAACAUUUCUGUGCAUUUCAAACGGCGUUUCCACGGACAGACGUCUUCUGACACGCCGGCUGUUUCUCUCUUUUUGGAUGAUGGAACGCCUUGUAGUUACCUGUGACCAUAGGUACUAAUUUACUCCGUGACAAGUAAACGACACCAACUGCAUCAGACAUGAAACAGCUCAGCAACCAAGAAAGAAUACAAGAGUGGCACAUUCUCUGAUUUGACAGUGGACCUCUCCUAUGUCCUGCUCUAGCCUCCUCAUCGUACCACAUCUUCAAGAAAUUAUGUUGUUGGGCAAGUCAACCUUCCUCUGGAAUGAGCUGCUGAUGUCAAAGACUGGACAAAAAUAUAAGCCUGAUUACAGGAAUAGUUCAGAGGAGAAUUACCAACCUUUAUGUGCAAAAGGGCUUCGAACUUGAGGUUCAUUCCUGGGUCUUUUGUCCUCGUGUGACGAACCGAACACAGACGAGGUCAGCGUAGGAGAAAUGAAAGUCAGAAGUACAUGCCAAAAGAUACUGUUAUGACUUCAUAGAGAGAUAGUUUCUCUCUCUCUCUCUUUCUCUCUCCCCCCCUUCUCCUGUCUGUAUUAAUGUGACCUUCAUUCCCUCGAACCGUCUCCCUUUCAACCAUUUUGUAAGCAGGACCUACACACUCAGUGACUCCUCCUCCAAAGGGCUUCCUUAGAUAAUCUCUCGCAUUUAAGCGUCACAAGAAUAGCUUUCAUCAGGGUCAUCUUUCUAUUGAAUAUCCCCAUUAUCUCCUAAAAGAAAUUAACUAAGUCUUUGCUGUGCGUUACGAGCAGUUCUUCAAUUGAUCUUCUGCCACGAUCUAUUUUGUACUCUACACUAUUUUUAUAACGAAAAGAAAAAUCUGAAGAAAAAAAAUCAUAUUUUACCCACAGUAAUUCAAACAUUCAACUACUACCGUACUUAUUCUAUAAACAACUUCUUUUUGAAAAGAUUUGCGCAUAUUGACAAACCCUAAUAUCUUCAUCGAAGAGUAAAUCACCAAAUUUCCAUUUGAACAACUUUUACUGAAGAUUUUCCAUCAGUCUUUAUUGUGGAUGUUUGAAAGACCUAAGAAGACUCCUUCGACAAAAAUAGUUGGUGUGGUUUGUUGGCCUCAUGCUGUUUACUACAAAGACCAGCUAUCAUCUUAAAUGAUAGGCAAUAAAAGAAAUAAAAGUUCAACAUUAACAUUUGAUGUAAAAAAAAAAAAUACUCUCGACAUAUCAAGAAUUGUUGGUCUUCGUUUCUCAGCUUGUUUCCUAUCAAUCAUCAUCCGUCCUUCACUUGAACUCCAAAGCAGGUAACCGAAAGUACUUACAGCUCAGCAGGUGAAACAGAAACGGAGGUGAAACAGAGAAACAGAGGUGCGUUUCAUCUUCUCGUUUCAACCCUGGCAAUGUGAUGAUUUAGAAGUCUUGACCUUUUUCUUGUCUUGGAAAAUUGAAAUUCUAAUUACAUUCUAUAUGUUCUUGCUGUAUUGAUUACCAGUAUACAACAUGUGUUGAAAGGCACUUCUGAAUGUGCUGUUCGUACUGGUACUAACAAAGGCAAGGAGGAAAUAAAUCAUCAGACAUAGGAGGCCCCUGGUAAUUUUUUUUUUUUUAAUUUCUGGCUUCAAUAAAGUGAUAAAAGAAACUGAUUUACAACGACGGGAAGGCAACAGUCUAUAUAUAUGUAAUGAUUUUGUAUUAAAAUGGCAGACUUUUAACUGUUAACUUUUUCAUUGAUUUAAAUAACACUUACGACUAGUGUAGCCUUACAGAGUAGCAGCAGUGGUUGCUAGAGAGCCUUAUUAACUAUUAUUGUUAUGUAUUUAUAUACUGUAGAAAACAACUGUGAUUAUAGUAUUAUCAUUAGGACCUCUUGGAUACCUCGUGACUGAGAUAAUAGGUGCUUCAGUUAUAAUUAGUAAGCAUCAUUGAAGUCACACCUGUUCCCAGAUUCUGUACUAAGCAGCAACGACAACUGUGAGCUCAGGUGCAACAUAAUCCUUGCCAGUAACAACAACAAUUCCCACCAAGGCAGAGACUUCAUGCAAGCAGCAGACCUUCCUCAUUCAUCAGUCAUGAGAAUCUUGAUCUUUUGGCCUCCUUCAGUUGCGAAAAUACAUCGUUGACAGCUAUCUAGCAGUUCAGCAUCACAUGUCAACAGAGCUGUCACACAAGAGGAAGUCAGUGUCAGAAUAGAUACCCAAGAGGAAAGAUCAUCAACCUCAGGCUUGCGAUUACAUGGCUUUUGAGUUUCUUUUCCCGUAGCCCUGUACCAUUGCCUUAUCAGUACCUUUGAAUGUCGCUUCUUCCUUCGGCAGCUUGGAAGAGAGGAAAGACGUUGCAUUCUACUUUUACAUCUCUCCUGCUUGUUAGUAUCAUCUUUCCCACCAAAUGAAAAAGGAGGGAUUUGGGAAAAUGUUCGAGAAGGAGUCUAUUGUAAGGCUCAUCCUGGUUGGACUCACAGUACCAUCACUCGUCUGUUACGUCCUUAUGGUAGCAGAUACUAAUACGUCUAAAUACCACCCAUCACCUACAGGAACUGCAUCCCAAUCUCCUCCUCCUCCACCUCUUCCCCCCCGUCAUCACAAACUUGAUCAUCGCGACAAUACCGAUCAUGAUAAUGAACAACUAUCUAAUUCAACGGAACGGCCGUGCACAUCCUGUGGCAAUGAAUUUGAUCUGGUGUUUGGUGGUAUACAAGUAGAGAACACUGAAGACUUCUGGUGGACUGACUGGAAUGAAGUACAGAGAAGCAGGCGGGCUGCUCUUAACUAUGGCUGUCGACACGUGAAGAAUGCCCGGGGAAAGUCGCUUCACAAGCUUUUGACUGUUAGAAAAUACCUGUACAAUCUCCUUGUGGAUGACAGACAUAAAGCGAUUUACUGUUAUGUACCAAAGGUAGCGUGUACUAACUGGAAACGUAUAUUUAUGAUCUUGUCAGGAAAAUCCAAUUCAACAGACCCCUUAAGCAUACGUUCUUAUGUGCCUCACGAAGAAGGUGUCCUCACAAGGCUAUCUAGCUUUAGAAGCAGGUCCUUUGUGCUAAAUGAAAAAUUGAAGACUUACACAAAGUUCUUGUUUGUCCGUCAUCCAAUUGAACGACUUGUGUCUGCAUAUAGAAAUAAACUGGUCAUUAACUCCACAUCUGCAGCUGACUUCAAGAAAAGAUUUGGGGUAGAUAUUCUGAGAAGAUAUCGAAAAGGUGAUGAUGCUCAAAAUAUCUCAAAGAGUGGUGAUGGAGUCACUUUUGCCGAAUUUGUCUCCUAUUUGAUUGAUAGGAGACAUGAUAGCUUGCAUUCUCUCAAUGAACAUUGGGCAUUGUAUGUUGACCUGUGCUACCCUUGUUCUAUAAAGUACGAUAUCAUUGGGAAAUAUGAGACCCUGGAGGAAGAUUCUGAAUAUAUUUUAAGGAGAAUUGGAGCUAACCCCAACCUCCACUUCCCACCAUUUGUAACCUCCCGCACAGGUCCUCUGGUUGCUGGUUAUAUAGCUUCCUUGCCUGAUGAAUUGGCAGAAAAACUGCACGAACUUUACAAGCCUGAUUUCAAGCUCUUUGAAUAUGAGUUUUACAACUAGAGUUGACAGAACUUGUAAUAAAGUGGAGGUAAGUAUCGUUGCAUUUUAGUUUUAUAGUCUUUCAGAAAAGCUAUAUACAUAUUAAAGAACAGAAAUGUUGCAUCUAGAUGCACCAACUAGAUUCAUUCAUAAUUUAUGCUUCAACAUAAAGGUGAAAAUACUCAGUAACCAAUAUUUCAGAGAGAAUUAUUUUGCUACAAGAAUGCUGUAGAUAAGGAUAUAGACAUUCUUUUUUCUCAUUUGGAAUGUUGUUAAGGAAUGAGCAAUAAAAUCCGUUGAAUGUUAUCAAGUGUUACAUAUUUGGACUGUGUGCUGUAAGUGGAAAUGAUACAAUGAUCACUUUUAAUAACUCUUUAAGAAAGAGCUCACAAACUCUUCCUAGUUCCAUAUCAAUGCAUCUGCUCUUCCUUCAAAUGUAUCAGGGUAUUGAUGGGAUUGGAAAAAAGGAUAAAUACGUCAUGAAAUAGCAACUGUGGAAAUAUCUUUGAGGUAGUGAAUGUUGUUGAGGGUGCAAGAAUUUAUGUACUGUAUUUAAAAAGUGAUAAAUGGCAGCUCAAUAAUAAAUGGAAAUGGAUUUCAGUGGCAAGUGAAUGAGCUAAUAUAGUGGACAGAAUGCAGCAGAAGGGUGUGAGAUCACUUAUGAGCAAAUGUGAAAUGGAAUACUUUUGAAAUGAGAAAUAUAUAAAAAACACCGACUAAAAGAAAUAUAAAUAAUUGAAGUGAUUGUGCAGUACUGUAUGUAUGGUAUGGCUUUUAUUCUGUACUAUGGUAAAUGUAUUGGGAUUAUUGGAGGGUACUAUAUACAUGAUGGAUUACAGUGUGUAGGUCAUGUGCUAUUUUAUUCCAUCGUCUGUAUUAUUGUGUAAAAUAAAAGCAUUUUAAGUGUUGGUAAAAAAUCCACUCCAUGAAAUGAAAUGCCUUUUUCUCCCUCAGAAGCAGGGACAAUGAGAACAACAUGAGAUCACUGAAAAAUGACUGUCACUUCUUUACUGUACUCAUAAUUCUACAGAUAUUCAGACCCUGAAUCUUAUGUAGUGUCUUCAGAUUUUCCCCUUGUUUGUGUAGCCUAGAUUUCUACUGCUGUUACAUGUAAUGUACUUUGGAGUACAGUAAUAUUACCACUUGUAUUUUUUGUGUGUUGCAAUGAAUCUCAUCCUAAGUUGUUGUAAUUAUGAAAGAUGUUUAAGAGUAGUAACUAAAUACAAAGAGCAGACAUUUGAUAAUUUAUUCAGUAUGUUUUAAAAAGAAAAUCUUCUAAGUUGGAUAUAAUCUAGAGCGCUGUAAAUUGAAUACUGGAUUAGUCUUGCUUUUAUCCUUUUCUUUCUUCUUUCUUUAAAUCUUCAGCUGAAAACACCUUCUGGAGAGUCAUCAGAUUAUAAAUCCAGGAGAGCUCCAAAGGAAAAUCAUCUUGCAGCUGUUCAAAAUUUUGCUCAGAGAUUCCUAUUGUUACAAUCUUUCUUAUAUUUCCUUACACAGUAGUAUACUACUGUAUUACAGCAGAAAAGGUAAAAAGUUGAAUGUUUCCAUACAUUUAACAAGCAUAGGUGUUUUGAAAGAUUUUUCUUAGACUUUAAUGCUGACUCCUAAAAAUUUAGCAUUUGGUUAUACAAUCCUUCAAUAUACUUUUUUCUACUCAAGGAAUGUGCAGUGGACCAUGAGAGAUUUGACCAGCCCAUUGAGAGUUACGAUCUUUGGGGUUUGGUUAAACUUUCUUUAAUAACUAAGUAACCAUGAUAGAUUUGAUGAUUUAUUUUAUAUUCCCAAAAUAUUGUUAUUUGGAGUAUCUAAGCCUAAGUAAGAAGUUAACUUUCUCUCUGUUCAGUACAAAUCAAUCCAUCAAGAAUCUAUCAUGUUGCAUAUCUAAAGUGCCACCAAAAUUAUCAUAAAGAAUAAAAAGAAUUAUACUAUUUACCAUAUUUUCAUGUUUAAGAAAUACUAAAUAUUUGCAAUACCUCAAUGUUUGAUGUUGUUUUUAUUUUUUUCAGGAUUGUACAAAAUUUUUGUAAUAUGUCAGAUACUGUAUAAUAUUUUCAAACUUUCAGUAUUGUUAACAGAUCCAGUGAAAAAAAAUUGCAACAGAUUGGGUCUUUGAUAAUAAUUGACAUGACUGAAGUUCCAGGACAGGAGGGAGGAUUUACAGAUGAUAAUGAUGCAUCAAUUUUGCUUUUAUAUUUCAUAUAUACUACAGUCAGGUAUGUUUUAGCCAUCAUUAAUACAGUACUGUACUUUACAGAAAGUCCAGGAUGUGAACUUUGAGAGCCAUGUAUUGCAUGCAUUUACUGGCAUUAGUAACUGCAGUGUGUUUUUACUAGAAGUGAAAGUAGACUAAGAAUACAAGCCUUCAGGUGUAAAGUUGUAACUUACAAGUAGCAGUAAACUAUUAAAUGGCACUGGUAUAACUGCUUGUGCUUUACCAAUUUUGAAAAUGAAUGAAGAUGGUGUAAGAUCAUACCAAGUUUCUACUGAAUGAGGUCAUGUAUAAAUCCUGUGCAGAAUAUUAUUUAUCAGGUUGAUGAUAUUAUCCCUCCCUGUACAUCAUCAAUGAUCCCAUGAACACUUCUGAAAAUUGUCUGUGAUAAUGAUGUGUGCUCACUUUAUAACUACAGAUGUUUAUUGAUGUCAUGUGAUGUGAAAAUUGUCUUUGUUGAUAAAUAUGUUAAUACUGCAAUGAUGUACUGAUUGGAAAACUUGUAUGUCAUGCAGCAUGUAAGAAUAUGACCCCUGUAUGUAAAUUAUAUGUACAGUGUUAAUUUAUCAAAUUCGUCACUUAAUAUGAAGGAAAAUACCCAUCAUUUCAUGUUGAUGUUAUUAGGAACCCCAUUCCCCUUGUUUAUCAAACCCGUUAUGCUAAACAUUUUGUCAAUAGCUGCAACAGCAAUGUGAUAAGUUAUUAUAUUUUCCUCUACAGGAAAAGAUAAAUAAAUCACAAAAUAUCCUGAUGGUUGGUUGCCUUUUGCUGGCCUUUUUAGGACUACUGUUUAUAUCUUUACAUUUGUAUUGUAACACUAGUUCAAUUCAGACUUCUUGACUCAUUGCUGUGAAACAUGCUAAGGGCUGAUUAAUAAUGUCAUUUCACUGUAAUGCUUACAGUUUGCUUUCUUCCAGCAGAAGGCUUUUCUUGUAUCUUUACCAAUAAAUAGAUUUAAUAGAACAGGUUUCAAUUGUUUAGCAUGUGCAGGUGAUUCCUUCUUACAGCUCUAGUCAUUAGUGCCUCUUUAGACUUUUAAUAUAUAUAUAAGAGUAGGUAUUAGUUCCAAUUAAGGGAUAAUGAAACGCACAAAUUUCGCUCAAUGAGAAUCCCAAGAAGGAAAGAAUAAGAAACAAAUGCCUUUAAAAUACAAAUAAAUCUUUCUCCUGAAUUUGCUUAAUGCUUUCACAUAAGAAUUUCUACAUUUCUUAAACACACACAUACAUUUUUUCUCAUUCAUUCUGGCUUUAGCAAGUAUAUCUUAACACACAUUAUCUCCUCUCUUCUAAUGUUGGAAGUUGAAGGAUAUUCUUAUAUUCCAUGUUGCUCUGGUGAAAUAGAAAAAUUUGAAACAGACUGCCAUGUUAAUAUUAUAUAAUUUGACAUUUUGCUGUACGUAUUGUUUUUCAUGUUGGAAUAAUAAAGAGAUCCUAUUGGA